AUGCAGGCUCAUGGUCUCAGAGGCGGACCAGCCAUCCCGCUGGUGCGCAUCGAGGAAAUCUAUGAUUCAGGCGAAUCCGAGGCGUCUGCAGAGCCACGGUCAGCAGCUCGGUCAACAGCUGGUCCUCCUGAGGAAGACGGAGAAGGCUGCUCGACGCUGCUUCGCUCCUAUGACGAGUUGCAGGUUCAGGAUCUGCAGGAUCUCCUCGUGCACAGGGAAGACGAGAUUCAGGAGUUGCGCCACGUGAUUGCCAUGAAGGAUCACGUCAUCCGCUCCCUGGGAGAAGAGAUCGGCUCUGCAGAGGUGGCUGCGCAGGUCAUCUCGAUGAAGGAUCACGUGAUCCGAAGGUUGCAAGAGGAGCUCGAAGAGACAAAGCAGUCAAUCUUGGAGAGUUCCGGCAAUCUGGGGCAGAUGACGGAUGCCACAAUGUUUACGGCUCUGCCAGUAGAAGUGAGCACUGCCUACGUCCCUGCUGCCGGGGAUGUGGUGGAUGAAAGGAUUGCCGACUUCAGCAAUGGCAGAAGGAAUUUGGUGAUGUUUACGAAGUUGAAGGAGGAGGGUUAUUACCUCUUCGGUCGGCUUCUGGUCCAAUGCUUCGCCGAGAAGCAGGCUCAACGGCAUCGAGCGGGAGUUCUGGUGCAGGAAUUGGAUAGUGAGGAUGUCUACGAUCUUGAGGAUUUCGUGGCACAAUUCGAGCACCUUGAACACCAGCAGCUGGAGCAGCAUUUCCUGGCCGUGGCGCAAGGCACUGCAGGCAUCAUGGAGCCAGUGACUCGACUUCGGCAUGGCUAG
Molecule: messenger RNA, 792 nt
Organism: Symbiodinium sp. CCMP2592
Lineage: Eukaryota; Dinophyceae; Suessiales; Symbiodiniaceae
Source: the annotation of a GenBank genome assembly